Messenger RNA from Myripristis murdjan (pinecone soldierfish), 1889 nucleotides. Its product is annotated as high affinity immunoglobulin gamma Fc receptor I-like. Gene Ontology annotation, molecular function: transmembrane signaling receptor activity. The record is from RefSeq and is a predicted model, not a curated record. The transcript has 7 exons. Bases 1 to 918 code for a protein of 305 amino acids. NCBI's taxonomy places the organism in Eukaryota, Metazoa, Chordata, Actinopteri, Holocentriformes, Holocentridae. Gene Ontology annotation, cellular component: external side of plasma membrane. Gene Ontology annotation, biological process: immune response; cell surface receptor signaling pathway.
AUGGAGGUCACAGCUGUCUGCCUCUCACUGGUGAUGAAUGUGUUGAUGCUGCUGGUUGCACAAAUUCAGCGUGGCUGUUUUGCUCAGAACAGCGAUGCAGCUCUUCUUCACAUUGAUCCAAACAGACUGCAGCUCUUUCAAUACGAGGCUGCCUCUUUAAAUUGUGAGGGGGUUGAUGGCUCUACUGGAUGGAGAGUGAUGAGGAAGAUGAAGAGAACAAUUAAACCAUGCAGCACAAACUGGGAAACGUCAAGAGAGUCCUCGUGUUCCAUAAAAAAUGCCUAUGCUGCUGACAAUGGGGAAUACUGGUGUGAGAACGAAAGGGGAGAGAGAAGCAACGUUGUCAACAUCACUGUCACAGCUGGUUCUGUGGUCCUCGUGAGUCCUGUUCUUCCUGUGACGGAGGGAAGUGAUGUCACUCUGCGCUGUGAAACCCAGACGACUCCCUCCAACCUCACAGCGGAUUUCUAUAAAGACGGCUUCCUCUUUGGGAACGGCUCCACAGGAGAGAUGACCAUCCACAGUGUCUCCAAGUCUGAUGAAGGUUUCUACAAGUGCAGCAUCUCUGACUCUGAGGAAUCACCCGAGAGCUGGCUGGCUGUCAGAGCCCUUCACCAAGAGCCACAUCCUUUACCAUGGGUGCUUGUCACUGCUGUCGUUGCACUGCCGGCUCUGCUGCUGCUGCUGCUGCUGGUCGGCCUGGUGGUGCUGCUGCGCUUAGGGAAACACAAAGGCUCUGGAGAGACCAGUGAUGCUAAUCCACAACAGGCAACGUAUGCUGUCAUCACAAUCAAGAACAGAGCAGAACCAGGAGCGAGAACACCUGCCCCACCGGUGACCCACCCAUGCCCAACAGAGGAGAACGCUCUGUAUUCAGCUAUUUCACUCAAAACAAGUAAAAAAUCACAGUCAAACUGAUUUUCUCCAACCGCUUUUAUGGCAUCUCUGUUUUGUAAAAGUGUAUGAAGGAGAGAGAGGCAGAGAAGAGGUGACUUGCACAUGUGAGAAAUCAAAUGUGGCCAAAUGUUUUAUCUGUCAGCACUAAACAACAUCAUAAUUUCUUAAAAUAUAAGUAAAAUAUACAUAGGCCUGGUUCUUGUGCUGCUCCAGAUGAGAAAGCUGGUCAUCAGGUUUUUCCAAAUGAUAUUAGUCUUGUUACCUUCCAAUAAGGCAGAUCACACAUUUGAAUCUAUCUGGCCCCAUUUGUUGUUUGUUUAUUGUUUUUCACUUGUACAUAAGAAUUUAAGGCUGAAUUGAAGCUUACCACUGGUACCACUAAAUAAAUUUUCCAUCCAUGCUGAUGUUUUUUAACUUUUUGAACAGUUGUAUCUUCUUUGUAUUUUUAAUGCUGUUUGUGCAUGGGUAGAAAUGGAAAAAAAAAAUCACAUUCAGUGUAAAUUAUUGUAAAUGUUAUAAGCAGUAGCUGAAAUCUCAUACAUUACAAAAUAAACCUUUGUAGGCUAAGCAUCAAUAACAGAAACAGUUGCAUCAGAAAGUGGCCGGUCGUGUGUCACAUCUGUCACAAACACACACAUGCGCACACACACACACACACACAAAUCCUGCAGCAAUCAUUGUUAAAGCAAAGUAAGAGCCUUUUCUUUUUUUUACUCCACAUUUUUUUUAUUUGUACAACAAUGUCAGACCACCUGAAAUUAACCAGUCAAAUUAUAGCAAAGCAUUUUUUAUAUUCUGAGGGUUUUUUUUAUAUUGUUUGUAUAUCUGCUACAUGUAGUAAAAGUCUCCUGUUUGUCUCCAGAUUUUUUAUAAAUGCUGUUACUUACAACCACUAGUUGUAAUGUUUUGUAUAUUCCUGUUCAAAUACUGUAGAAUAUGUGUUUCAUAUUCAGAGCAAAAUUGAAUUGAAUUGAAUCCAGACUCCUGCAUUU